GAUUGGCUCCUCGCUAAAUUAGAGUCUCGCCGACCUGAUAUGUCUCUCAAAGAUAGAAUAAAAAGGGAAAAAAGCACUAGCUGAACUAGAAACCCAUCGACAAAACGGUGAGGAAGAUCUCCGGUUAGUGGGUUUUUGGAUAGUCAGGUCUUGGAAGCGAAUACUACCAAGACCUGUGUGGAUAGGCUGUUCUACCUAGGAGUUUUAUAUGCCAACGCUCGUAGUAUAAGUUCUAUAAACUAGAAACAUUAGUGGACAGAUUAAGGCCACUCAUCGUAGCAGUGACAGAAACUUGGUUAGUCCAUGACUCGGACUUAGCUUAGCUGAUGACUUUAUUUUAAAGCACACUCAUCUUUGGAGUGCAAAUACUAGAUGCUUGAUAAUAGGAGACUUUAAUGCACCUGAUAUUAGUUGGACUGAGAUGACCACGGAAGGAUCUAUAAACUCCUUUGAUAGUAGGUUCCUGAUAACAGUAAUGGAGCACGCAUUAGUGCAGCAUGCAUCCAAACCCACACGUUUUGGUGCUAACCAAGGUUCUUCUCUGUUGGACUUGGUAAUCACUCAUGAAACUCAGGGUUGGUUGGGCCACGUGUUACGUAUGCCCAAACACCAAUUACCACGACAUGCAAUGCUAACGGGUGUUCGGGAUGGUUGGAAGAAAGUUAGGGGCGGCCAAACCAAAACGUGGCAUCAGUGCUUGAAGUCACUAACUUCUAGUCUGAACCAUGUUGGUAAGUGCAAACCACUUGGUUGGGGUCCGCGUGACUAUCGUAACCAAUGGUUAGAGACUUGGUGACAUGACUCAGAAUCGAUCACAAUGGAGUCGGUGUAUACACUCUCUGUCUUCCCUUAAACCGUGAGAUUAAAAUUACUUUAUACCUUUCUUUCUACCAGCUAAUUCUUUCUAUAUGUACUGUAUCCUUAUAUGCAAUCUUUCUUUUAUAUAUUACCACCACUGAAUUAACUACUUCUAUGAAUUUAAUGUUCAUCUUGUUAUGCUAACGAGGUAUGGCAACUUGGGUCGAUGCAUAUAUGUGCCUGGUCCUAUGUUGUAGCUGACUGACGGACUCACGGUAUUGUCGACCUAAGUAUUCUUCCACCGUUAGUGAAUAGCGAUCACGCUGUUUUGUCACUCACGUUUAGAACUAGGGACAUGUAAUACGAUCAGGUUACACCCCGCCCAAAUGUAUGGAUAGCUAACAUAUCAGCCAUUCAGAAAUGCGCUGCUAAGACAGAUUGGUUUGUAGAUAAUAGUAUUUAAAAGUAAGUUUAGUUUAGUUAGAUCCUCGUUCAUACCAUACCUGGUAUCGCGAAGACCGAAUAACAGUCCACCAUGGAGAACUAAAACAAUCAGGAAACUUCUUAGAAGAAGGGAGAAGCACUGGAAUACGUUCAUCUCUACUAGCUCAUAACAAUACAGAUCCAGUUAUUGUACGAUCAGGAAUGCCUGUAAAACGUUAAUAAUUUCUAGAUAUAGUCCGAAACGGUUAUUCUCGUAUAUAAAAAGGCGAACUCAAAGAAGCGACGGAAUUCCAUCAUUUUUGAUACAAGAAAAUCCGUUGAUCUUGGCAGAAAAUGAUACCGAAAAAGCUGAAGCCUCAUCGGAGUGUUUUCUAUCAGUAAUGAGGAACGAUUAACGAUUCAUUGUGAUUGUGGCGGCUCGCUGAUGGACCUUGUAGUCAUUGAAAAAGAUUCCCACCCACAAGUAAAAAAACGUAAUGAGCUUACCUCAUUUUCCGAAAAUGAAACUGAAUGCCCAGUUUGUUUGAUGCCUAUAGAAGAUCCACUGCGACUUAGUUCAUGCGGUCACUUCGCUUGUUCAGUUUGUUGGAGGAAUUUCAUCUCGUGUCAAAUAGAAAACUUUGCACUGGCUCAUCUCACAUGUGUAGCGUGCUCAGAACUAUUGCAGCCAUCAACUGUGAUUCAUCUCUUGUCUGCUGUUUCGACUCGUCAUGAGUCUUCACAAAAUCCCGUAAAAGAUAAUCAGUAUGACCGCAGUUUAUCUCGAUAUGAAGAAUUUUUACUUCAACAAGCAAUGUCCUGUGAACCAGAAGCGAGAUGGUGCCCAAGAGGUUGUGGUUAUGGAUUGAUAGCACACUCCUUCCACGCCUGUCCGCAAAUUGUCUGUCUUCAUCCAAUGUGCGAAGGACGUUCGUUUUGUUUUAAAUGUAGAAGACCUUGGUCCACUGAUACAACAAAUGAAAGUUCGUCAGAUCAAAAUAAUGUUAUACAUAUUUGUCCGGCUGAACAAGAUAUGCGUAGUAAUGCAUUAGAUGGACUGCGCUCUUUCUUUGGUAUUCGGCGUUUUAGCAGGCAAAUAUCUGGUCAAAAUUUAAUAACAAAUGGCCCUCAACCAAAAGUUUCUGAUAAUAUUUUACCAAUACAUUUAAAUACCUUGACUUCUAUGAAGGGAAAGCGUUCCCAUGUACUGAGAUCUUAUCCCAGUUCUACCAACUACUCCAAUGAUACUCGAUUAUCUAUGGAAGAACUAUUUACAAACGUAGAUCUUGAGAGUGCUAAUACUACUGCUCCUGUUUCAAAGGAAAAACAUCCGAUCUCUGAAUAUGAUGUGGUUAACUCUUCUGAAUCAUCUCCCAAAGUAAAGAGACGUCCUUCCGUAGAUUCUAAUGAUCAAAACUCCUUAGUGAAACCCUGUCCUAAUUGUAAAACGCUCAUACAAAAACUUAAUGAUGGAAGGUGUAAUUCUAUGGUAUGCUCAAUUUGUAAUUAUGAGUUUUGUUGGUUAUGUUUACGGGAAACUACAGCAACUCAUUAUUUGAAUUUUUCCGGUUGUACUGUAUUGGGUCGCAGCCGAUGGUCAAAACUUCGUCGUGUUGUUACUGUUUGUAGUAUAAUGUUAGGUACACCAAUCCUGCUUCCACUCACAGUUGUCAUAGCACUUCCUGCUUUAUCAAUUAACUUCACUGUACUCAUGACCAAACAUGUUAAUUGGAUGCUUCUUUCGAAAUCCAAACACUUAAGACGGUUUGUUCUAUUCUGGGUUGUAAUCGCUGGUCUCAUUGUGUUCCCAGUACUAACAGCCGUAACUUUUGGCCUUUUAAUCCCCGUUGUUUUGGGUUAUGUGUAUUUAUACCUCCCAAUUAGUUUGUUUCGAUCCCUGAUAAGAGAUGAAAGUGAUAUUCUUUCAAAACCGACCGAACUAGAGAAACUACAAUCAGUAAGCCCUAAUCUCGAAAACGAGUUCAAGGCAAAGAGUGAGGAUAUCAGAUCAAAUGAUGGGAGCUUUAGUGAAUCUAAAAUUGUCGUAGUAAACGAAACAGUGCCGAUGGAACGUGAUCAGACAUUAUAAGUGUUUUGUGAGAACAGCUUAUCUCUCUUAGUCUUUCAUUUCUUACCUUUUAUUCAAACAGAAUGAUUUUCUCGUGUCUAUUUAAAUAAGUAAAAAUACAAACUAAUGCCACUUUUUAUAAUUCAAAGCCGAGGCUGUGAUUUGUCGAUUCUAUAUGAGUUUCUUCUUAUUUUAUCUGAUUAUUAUAUUCAAAUCUGCUGUUUGUAUGCUCCAAUAAUUUUUUGGUAAAAAGAAUAUAUACGUUGUUUCGAGU
This is a messenger RNA of Schistosoma intercalatum, 3563 nucleotides long. NCBI's taxonomy places the organism in Eukaryota, Metazoa, Platyhelminthes, Trematoda, Strigeidida, Schistosomatidae. The record is from the annotation of a GenBank genome assembly.